Folsomia candida is the source of this 1023-nucleotide messenger RNA. RefSeq lists its product as uncharacterized. The coding region runs from base 215 to 721 and encodes 168 amino acids. The transcript has 2 exons. Lineage: Eukaryota; Metazoa; Arthropoda; Collembola; Entomobryomorpha; Isotomidae. The record is from RefSeq and is a predicted model, not a curated record.
UAAAUGCCGCAUUUUUCCUGAGAAAUUCAAAUCCCUCUGUUUAUAAGCAAUACGGAAAACCAAACAUUUCUGGAAACUGAUGCUGCACUUCAAAUUCUCCAUGGUCAGGAUUUUCAUAUAAAAAGGCACAGGUUUGUAUCAAAAUGUAUCACUAACAUUCACCCUUUGAUAUCAACAAUUUCUAAUUCCUGUAAACCUUCAAAAUCACUAAAAAAUGAAGCUUUUCAUUUUCAUCGCCAUAAUUGCGACUGUAUCUGCAACCCCAGUGGACGAAAAAGAAGGGGGCAGCAACAUCGGGGAACCUUUGUACCAAACGACCGAUUACCUCUACGUCAAUGACGAUUUCAACUCCAUCCAGCAAUCCGGACUUUGUCUGGCGGAAACUAAUUCUGCACGGGCAAGAAACGGCAAGGGGCCACUCGCUUGGGAUGGCAGGUUGGAAUCAGCGGCUCGAAACCACAACAAUGUGAUGGUGGCACAGAAUUGUUUUAGUCAUCAAUGUCCUGGAGAGCCAAAUUUGGGAACCAGGGUCAGCCAAGUCGGGUAUACUUGGACCAGUCUUGGGGAAAAUAUUGCCAGCGGUUAUCCAGAUUGCAAUGCCGUGGUGAAUGGUUGGAUGAACUCGGCCGGUCACAGAGAAAACAUUCUGAGAGAUUAUUUGCAAGUCGGGUGUCACAGGGCUAAUCAGUACUGGACUUGCGUUUAUGGCCGAGGGCGUUAAUUGAUGAGAAAUUGAUUUGAUGGGCCGACUUGUACAAUGAACUGUUACAUAAUUACUAAUUCGAUCAUUUCUGUUUAAUAAAGUUAGUAGGAGAUUAAUCUAAAAUAUGUAUUAUGCAUUUUUGAAUGAUUUAUUGGCACAAUUACUAUUCACAUUUUGAUGACGAACUACCAGAAUGGAUGUGGAUUUGGAGAGUUUGGAGGAAUGUCGGUAGAAUUUUGCAUGGCAUCCCAAUGCUCGGCAAUUUUACCGUCGCAUCCAAUCCUAAAAAAGUCUCCUGUUGCAUAAAUAGUUCCCAAAAA